UAUGUAGUGAAGAAUUUCACAAAGAAAUUUGACGGCAUCAUGUAUUAUCUGAGUAGUUCAACAGGUAUGUUGCCCGCAAGAGUAGAUCUACUUUGUGGUUUCUGCUGUUACGGAAGCAGGAGCAGUAGCAGUGGAAGUAGAGAAUAGUCAGCUUUCAAAAUACUGGUUACGUGGCUGUGUAACCGGUGUCGGAAGAAAAAUAAUAAUGAUUAAACAGAUUCAAAUACGCUAAGAGCGCAAGAGAUGUCGUAUAACAAAUCAUUGUAUAUUGGUUUUCCUUAACUCGAGUAACCUCGUGAUGGAGAAGAGGGAGCAGAGGGCCCGUCGCGACCGACGAAGAGAUAGCAAGCGUAAUACUUUUCAGAAUGAUCAAGGAAAAGAAACAGUCAAGCCGCAGCAGUCUUCUGUGGAGGAAAAGAAAAUUGAUGCUCAAAAUGUAGAAGUAUCGAAUAAAAAGAAUACGUCAGAAGAGAAAGGCAAGACCAUUGAAGAUGAUCCUCUGAGAUUUGCAAACUUGAAACGAGAAACAGAUGAAAUUGCUGCGCUAAAAGCGAAAAAGCCACUUAAGAGACAGAUUUUCAGCAACUGGUCGAAAUAUGAAGAGCCAUUGCCAAGUCAAGACGAAAGUCGAGCUGUCGACUUUGAAACCCUCCUCCAUGCACCACAGUCAGGAGGUUUCAGGUUUAAAUCUGAGCAGCAAUGGGAUACUGGAAGUUACGGACGAUUCGGAGAAAUUUUCACACCAGAUGCCGAAUUGCUUGCUGGAGGUUUGACUUCACUACCAUUCUACAAGAGGCUCAACGUAGAUAAAACAUUGUUUUCAGAGGAUGAGAUCCAAAGGAUGGACAGAUGUGCAAAGGAAAAUUACAGAGCAUAUGAGAAAUUGAGUAAGUCCAAACCAAAACCAAAGGUAGCUGCCACUGACUUGUUCAAGAUUGAUCAGGCGGAGAAGUACAGUGUUGUGGAUCAGGUAAAUGAACAGACUGUAGAACUGAGUACAAACACGAGCAAACCUAUAUUUUCAGUAGAAGAGUCCCCAGAGAGAACACCUGCAGAACUUAUACUCUCGCCACAUCCUGCCAGCAGCAAUGCGAGACCAAAUGACCACAGCAGGGAGGGUAGGGUACCCACUGCACGUGUUCCCGAAGGGCCUGUGCAAGAUUUUCACUUUGGAAAGCCACCACCAUCCUCACUUGGUGCUGCUGAAAACUUGCACUCACAGACACCCGACAGAGAGCGUACGCCUCUCCGAGACAGUGGCCGGGAUGUGACAUCACCAGAGUUCCAUUUUGAGAGAGCACCACCACCUUCGUACACCUCAGGGAAUCUGAAGUCUCCAUUUCACAGCAGGGAGAGCACGCCGGCAAAAGAAGUUGCACCUGCGACAGUUGUCGGAAAGCCACCACCGUCCUCAUUCGGUGCAGCUGAAAACCUGCACUCACAGACACCCGACAGAAUGCAUACACCUCCCCGAGACAGUGGCCGGUGUGCAGUGUCACCAGAGUUCCAUUUCGAGAGAGCGCCACCACCUUCGUAUGCAUCUGGGAAUAUGAAGUCUCCAUUUCAGAGCAGGGAGAGCACACCGGCAAAAGAAACUGCACCUGUGACAGUGUCUCGAGGCUCUGGCAACUUGCAAGCUCCUGUGUCUCGGGCCAUGUCAGACGGACGGGUCACAGGUCGAGAAGGUACACCCGAGCCCACAGCUCCAGCUCCACCUGUCCGGGAGAGGGAAACGGUGCGAGACGACCGUCCGGGUGCCGCAAAGUUCGCUUCUUCAGUCGGCACGCCAUCUGAGGACGUUUCUCUCAGAGGUGGGGCAUCGGUCGAGGAACACGAUGACGAUAGUGCCUUGCGAGAGACCUCCCCAGUACGGAAAGCUACGUACGACCACCCACGAAUCACGCCUUCUGCCUCUCGGGAAUCGAAACACACUCUCGACAAAAUUCCUUCAGAAAUGGAAACAGUUCUUCAGAGGAACAGUGCAGAUGUGCGGGAAGAGCUGACACACCAGAAGUCUCCUCGUGAAAGAGACAUAGUUUCAGAGCAGAAGUUGGAGGAAAAUGGGCAGAUUUGCACAGAAAAUGACAGUUAUUCGAAGAAAGGAGGAAAGUCGGAUAUUAAAAAACCGGAGGGCCAGCAGAGAGGUGGAGGGAGGCACGGUCGGAGAAAGAAAGGGCAGAAUGCGUCGGCUCGAGGUGUGGAGCAGCUCCGGGUGGAGUCCGCUGAUGUGGCAGAACCGGAGGUGGAGGCCAGUGUCCACACUACUGCGAAAGCCGACGUGCAGGAGGAGACGAGGCACGAGGAACCGCGUCCAGCCGAAGGGGCGAAAAAGAAACCGGAGCGACCGCCACCUCCGGCAGUACUACAGCAGGAUCGUCAGCAGUCACCUCUGCCGGCACCACAGCCGAGCUCUGCUCCGGCUGUUGUUGGACAGCCCGAAACCAAAGCUACACAGCCUUUGGCCAACAAAGCUGAGGAACCAAAGGCUCAACAAGUGAAAGUGCCUGCGACAACUCCUGACAGCCAAGCAGAACCGCCCCAGAUAAAGACAGCAGCAAGUACAAAAGUAGAGCCCAUACUGAAAGAGCGGAACACGGCGGGCCGUGUGGACGACAGUGGACUGAAUUUCCUGAUGUCACUGAGAGGCCAGAAGGUGGGAGGGGUCAGCGAAGUGGAAGCUGCAAAGUUGGCUGCGGGUGCCACAGUAUCAAGAUCUGCGAUAGAAGAAGAUGAAAAAGAGUCACAAAAGCCAAAGCCUCCACCAGUGAUAGCUGCAGAAAAGAAAGAGGACCUCGAAGAUUGGCUCGACUCGAUGCUGGACGACUGACGUGGGCAGAUACUCGGCACACCUGCCCAUAACACAGUAAUAAUGAACUCUACAUGCAUUGCUUUCUUUGCUUUAUUUACAGCCUUAAGUUUCAGCUCCUUUUCAUAUAAUAACUAUGCUGUAAAAAAAUAUGUUUUAUUUUGAGCCAUUUAAUUUUGUCGAGCUUAAGUCUCUAAGUCUUCUGCUCAUGAAGAUCUAUGUAUAUACAUUUACAGCUAAUAUGUUAUGAUAUACUUUACUGUAACACCACUACCUUAUGUGUAAUUUAUGGAAGAGUGUAUCUGUGCUUAUUUAUUUGUGUUAGCACUUUCUGUACUUAAUUCAG
Messenger RNA from Schistocerca nitens (vagrant locust), 3152 nucleotides. Its product is annotated as cell surface glycoprotein 1-like. The transcript is spliced from 7 exons. NCBI's taxonomy places the organism in Eukaryota, Metazoa, Arthropoda, Insecta, Orthoptera, Acrididae. The coding region runs from base 299 to 2827 and encodes 842 amino acids. The record is from RefSeq and is a predicted model, not a curated record. Gene Ontology annotation, biological process: negative regulation of G2/M transition of mitotic cell cycle.